Molecule: messenger RNA, 218 nt
Organism: Racocetra persica
Lineage: Eukaryota; Fungi; Glomeromycota; Glomeromycetes; Diversisporales; Gigasporaceae
Source: the annotation of a GenBank genome assembly
UUUUCAGGACAUGCAACUGGACCUGUUAAAGGCUUAUAUUACGAAUUAAGACGAAAGUUAGGACAAAAGGUUUGGCUUAUAGAUGAAUAUCAAACAAGUAUUGUGUGCUCAAAAUGUAAUAAGAGAUGGAUGAACCAUCACGACAUUGACAACUCAAAGGACAAUGGUGACAGCUUAGAACAAUUCAGAAGAUCUAGACAAGAAGAACAAAGACCAAG